Rana temporaria (common frog) is the source of this 515-nucleotide messenger RNA. RefSeq names its product plexin-D1-like. Gene Ontology annotation, biological process: regulation of cell migration; positive regulation of axonogenesis; regulation of cell shape. The transcript has 4 exons. The record is from RefSeq and is a predicted model, not a curated record. Bases 1 to 489 code for a protein of 162 amino acids. Gene Ontology annotation, molecular function: semaphorin receptor activity. NCBI's taxonomy places the organism in Eukaryota, Metazoa, Chordata, Amphibia, Anura, Ranidae. Gene Ontology annotation, cellular component: semaphorin receptor complex.
AUGUGGCCAGAGGUGCGGGGGCACUGUAAUUUUCUUCUUUUUUUUUUUCUUCUCGGACAUCAGGGAACUCUACAGAAAUUCCUGGACGAUCUGUUCCGGGCCAUCCUCACCAUCCGGGAGGACCGGCCGCCUCUCGCCAUCAAAUACUUCUUCGACUUCCUGGAGGAGCAGGCGGAAAAACGCGGCAUCUCUGACCCGGACACCCUGCACAUCUGGAAGACCAAUAGCCUUCCUCUGCGUUUCUGGGUGAAUAUCCUGAAGAACCCCGAGUUUGUCUUUGAUAUGGAGAAAUCGGACCACAUGGACGCCUGUCUGUCUGUCAUCGCUCAGGCCUUCAUAGACGCCUGCUCCAUCUCCGACAUGCAGCUUGGAAAGGACUCCCCCACCAACAAGCUGCUGUACGCCAAGGAGAUUCCGGAGUAUCGGAAAAUCGUGCAGAAAUAUUACCAGCAGAUCAAGGAGAUGAGCCCGCUGAGCGAGCAGGAAUGAACGCCCACCUCGCGGAGGAGUCGCGG